CGCCUCUCGCGUCACUCACUCCGCGGCGGCCCGAGCGUGAGCACAACACACCCUGCACCUCGCCUCCUCCAGGGCUCGCACUGGCCACACGCACCGUUCACUCUUGACAUUGUGUAGUUGUGAACCACCGCAGGACGCAGUCACUUGCAGGCACUCGCGGCUGAGCUGUCUUCCCCGCGGUGACUACUUCAAUAGGCCCUUAGCGACGUGACGCAGCCCUCUGAGGACGUGUAUACCCUCGGCGUGGACAGAGGCAGCGACAUGGGGAAGCUACUCCUGGUGGCGGCGGCGGCGGUGCUGGUGUCGGCGCUGGUGGGCGGCGGCGGGCGUGGCGGCGGGGGAGGGGGCAUCUUCGCGGCGGCCGACCGACCCAUCGUCUUCGCUCCUGAUGUGAGUUGGCGACAGUACUUCCGGGCUGUCGCCAAAUCUUCCGAAGAGGACAUGCGAAGAGUCCACUACCAUAUAACCCCCCCUUAUGCCGGUUAUGCUAGAGAGCUGCCCGCCACCAAUGCCCCGUCCAUCGUGACCACUAAGCCGCCUCCGUGCCUGGCGAGGAGUACCCUGGGCGGAGACGUGUGUGAGGAAGACCCUGACUACGACGACUCUGUCAAGCGUCGCGUUCUCUCCCUCCUCAGUCAAGACACAGGAGUGAACGCCCUUCUCAGCGACCCGAACCUUCGCACCCUCCUCAACGACCCGGACCCCGACAUCAAGGAUAUCACCAUCCACACUCGCGUCGGGGUGUCGGAGUCGCCCGUGUGCGCCGCGCAGGAGACGAUCAUCUACCCGAAGCGCGCCAAGACCUCCCGCGAGGACUGGGUCUUCGUGCUGAACCAGGAGGGCGUGCAGCAGGCCCUCAGGGUGGAGAAGUGCAUCAGUAACGGCUCGAGCUGCAACAUCGGGAUGGGGCUGCCGGGCGGCGCCACGGCCAUCUGCCGCCAGAAGUACGUGUAUCGCCGCAUGCUGGUCCUCGGCACCAACAAGAUCGAGCCCGAGGAGGUGCUCAUGCCCUCCUGCUGCGUCUGCUACACCACGUACCAGAACUUGCUGACUCGCUCCCGGAACGCUACAGGAGGCCAGACUCCAGCAGCGGACGCCUCCGCUGCCCCUCCAGCCCCUGGCGCCCCACCACCAGUCGUCCGCCGCAUGAAUUUAAACUUUGGCAGGUCCAUGGGCAACCGCAACCCCAUCAUCGCGUUCCCAGGCCGUCGCUAAAGGGAUGUGAAUGUGCUGUCCUCACCCCUCACGCCGCCCAGUCUAGCCUAACACGAGUCUUCUCAAGCCCGUAAUCUUAAACGUAUCGUCGCCUCAGUUCGUCUGUUUGAAAAGCCUCUCACAGAAGUUGCUGGGAUUUCCAUGGACUAGUUGUGAGUUCAGUGAUAGUUUUACACGCGUUCUGCAUCUUGAACGGGAAAAUCACCUAUGAAAAUCCGAUUAAUCUCUGUGGCCUUGGAAAAUUGCCGCACUAGGAGCCCGAUACGAUUAAGAAUAUGGAGUUCAAUCACAGCCUACAUAGAGAGGUCAUUCAGCUAUCUUGGGUCUUAUGGCCAAUUCGACAGUCCAACACCGUGUCAUUGUAAGCUCCCAAACCAAACUAUAUUCUCCACAGUGAUUCGCUAUUUCUACUCAGUACCAGGUACUAAUAAAGAGAUUCCCUGUGUGGUUUCCUAAAAUUUCCUUCUCCUUUUUAUCUCAACCCCAAACACUAGGGGCCAGUUUCACAGUUUCCCAUGAUGGGUUAGUAAGCUCCCAAACCAAUACCAGAAGCUUCGAAAUUUCCUUGUACAGUGUCUGGUGUUUAUAUUCAAGUUCACAAAUUUGAUGAAACUGUACAGGAAAAGUCUUGUGUAUUUAGUGUGACAUCGAAGACCUCCCCAUUAUGGAUUGUAUGGGAUUGUAUAGUUUGGUUCGGGCUGUUACGAAGACACUGUGUUGGACUGUGAAACCGGUUCUAGGGCUACAAUGAGUUUUGGUCGUGUUUUAUGUUUGGUUGGGGAGCUAACGAACGUAGUGCAUUGGAUUGUAAAACUAGCCCUUAAAUUCACAUCACCAUCACACAAUGAGUCUCAGUGGCAUUGAUAAGUAUAUUAAAGCAAUAACCAACCCCCACCUGUUAUCACAUUAGGCAUUGUUUUUGUCCCCCUCUUGUUUUUGUAUUUAUUCUCCUUCCUUUAUACUGUCUCUGUCUUAUUUAUCAUAUCCUUGUUGGUUCGUCGAUGAGGCUCUGUUUGGGUCUUUAUCACUCUUUCCCUUUCUAUCUGUUUUCCCUUGAUGCCCUGUCGUGGAUCUCAAUAAUAAUAAUAAUAAUAAUAAUAAGGAAAACGUGUACCUGUCUAAGAUAAUUUCAAUGGACAGGGAUGAUAAUAAUUCCUCAUUUUUUAUCAUUACCUAGGUCAAGUAAUGAUGUAUGCAACAAUCCUAAUGUCCUCCAUGAUAUAUUAAAGAAAUGGAAUAGUAUUGUUUUGUGGGAAUAACCAUUGUGCUAUGGAGUUAUGAAAACCUAAGAUCUGAGGGGGUUAAAAGACGUCCGAGGUAGAUCUUGAGUCCAUCCGUUCAUCCGGAUAGCUAUCGCCCAUUGAGAGAAAAUAUAAACACCCACCUAGCUAUAGAGUUAUCCAGCCAUAGACCCAGAUGCCCCCAGAAGCAUUCCCAGAGAGAGAGUUACCAGAUCUUAUAGUAGGAGUGUUAUCACAACCAAACUCUUAACUAGCCUGUCUAUUUAAUCAUGACCGUGUUUAAUGUUGUUGUAUGUACGUACUUAUCGGAUGUAAUUCUGUACGCGUGAAUGUUGUCUGUUUUGUGAAUGUCUCGUAAUAAAGUCUGGUUAAUUAUGACGUAUAAACACUUAAGGGCAGGUAAGGAUACAAGAGGACGGUGGAUGAGACCGAUUUACCUGUUAAACUUUUAAUCAUUCCUUUUUUCUGUCAUUGUUUUAUGAUGUAUCAAUACGAUGUAACAGUAUAGCCUGAGCGCCACGACUCACAAAGCAAUACGGAUAUACUAGGGAUGGUGAGUUAGUUUGUUUGUUUAAUAGGUGUAGAAGUGAUCAGCUGACUCAGUGGCAGUGUCCAUGGCUGGUAUACUCAACAAUGGGGCUGCGUGAGGCGUGAGGGAGGUGGGCGGACUUAAUAUUUAGGAGUCAGGAAAGGUUCAUUCGCUCAUAUAGUCAUCAACACAGCUAUGCAUGGUAAUGAUCCCUUGGUGGAGUCAUUCAUCUGUUCCUGGCAUUCACACACACUCUCAACACCUUAAUUCGUGAAGAAGGUGUAUAUUGACGCGGUACACAUGCAUACGUUUCUUGGAACAUAGAAAGUACUCAUACGCAGGUUACUAUAUAGAUAACGAUGUGGAGAUGUAUACUAUAGUGAUGUUCCUGUGUUCAGUGGUCAUCAUGUGUCUCUUGGGCCCUUAUUCUCAAACGCUUUCGACUCCCACAAUAUUUUCAAAAGCCACAAAGGAGAUGAGUCUGGUUCUCUUGAAUGUUUUUUUUUUUUCACUUGUUUUUCACUUGUUUUUCACUUGUCAUUUGUUUCACUUUUUUUCACUUGUUUUUUUUCUUGUUUUUCACUUGUUUUCUCCAUUGAAUGUUUUUUUUUUCCACUUGUUUUUUUUUUCACAAUUAACCACAACCAAAACCUUACCAGUUGUGGAUGUGCAAGUCCCGAGGCGUCUGAGAGCAUGGACCCUAUUAUUAUGUCUGUUAUAUACUGUCUCCUCAGCCUGUGUGAGUUUGUUAAGGUGUGUGUAGUACCGUGUCUAUUUUACCGCUACCAAACGCUAUUUUAUUACUAGUACGUUUGUAUCAAGUGUGACUUCCCCAAUAAAUGGAAAGCUUUUA
Messenger RNA from Eriocheir sinensis (Chinese mitten crab), 3838 nucleotides. RefSeq lists its product as uncharacterized. Gene Ontology annotation, molecular function: growth factor activity; Toll binding. Lineage: Eukaryota; Metazoa; Arthropoda; Malacostraca; Decapoda; Varunidae. Gene Ontology annotation, cellular component: extracellular region. The record is from RefSeq and is a predicted model, not a curated record. Gene Ontology annotation, biological process: regulation of Toll signaling pathway; innate immune response; central nervous system formation. The coding region runs from base 262 to 1215 and encodes 317 amino acids. The transcript is spliced from 7 exons.